AUCAACCUCAUUCACCCCGACGACAGCUCAAAAUGGCUCAAGAUGAGCAUAAACCCAAGAGACGGAAAACUAAGCCGACAAAUGAUGCAUCAGUUGUAAAAAUCGGCGACAAGAUCAUAUCUUUAAGCGCUUACCUAAAUCCUCAAAAGAAAGCACCAGAGCAGCCAUCAAUAAAUCAGCAGCCCAUCAUAACAAAUGAACCCCAACAGAAUCCUAUAGAGGAAAUCAAGCCAGCAUCUCCUGAGAAAAAUGUGACAAAAAGACUUGCGAAUAGUGGAGAUCCGUCGCUGCUGAAAUCUCGAAAGGCAUUGCCUAUUUGGGCUCAUCAGAAUGAAAUCAGGGCAAGUUUACGGGGUGAUAAGAACGUGCUACUCAUCGUCGGUGAGACCGGUUCGGGUAAAAGUACCCAAGUCCCUCAGUUCCUAUGCGACGAACCAUGGUGUCGAAAGAAGAAGGUUCAGGUCGAAUCUGAUACGGUGAAUAUUGGCGGUAUGAUCGCUAUCACUCAACCACGACGAGUUGCCGCGACGACUCUAGCCAACAGAGUUUCUCGUGAGAUGGGAACUCCUCUUGGAUCGUCCCGUGAAGGGUCUGUUGGAUACUCAGUUCGAUUCGACCACAAUGUUCCAAAGGGUACUAAAAUCAAGUUUCUUACGGAGGGUAUGCUUCUCCAAGAACUCUUGCGAGACCCGAAUUUGCGACAGUAUAGUGCUAUUAUCGUUGAUGAAAUUCACGAGAGAAGUGUCGACGUUGAUCUGAUCGCUGGAUUCCUAAAACAAAUCCUAUUGAGUGACAGGGCCGGCCGGGGAGGCAUCCCCUUAAAGGUCAUAAUCAUGAGCGCAACAGCAGAUGUAGAAAUGAUCCAAGAUUUCUUCAAGCCCCAAGACCAAAGUCCAUCUGUUCAACUUCUCCGAAUCAAAGGAAGACAGUAUCCAGUAGAUAUCAAACACACGGCUAGACCCGUCCCAGAUAUCCAAGAAGCCCUUCUCAAGAAAAUAUUCGACAUCCAUUUACAUGAGCCGUUACCCGGCGACAUAUUAGCUUUUCUUACUGGCCAAGAAGAAAUCGAGGCUGCCCAACGCAUGAUUGAAGAAUACAGCGCUACAUUAGCUUCGGAUGUGCCGAAGUUAUUGGCCUGUCCUUUAUACGGCCAACUCUCAAUCCAGGCACAACAAGAUGCAUUUCAGCCUGCUAAGAAUCGCUACACACGGAAGGUUGUCUUGGCAACAAAUAUCGCCGAGACGUCCGUCACCGUUCCAGGCGUCCGCUACGUGAUCGACUGUGGGAAGGCUAAGGUGAAGCAAUUCCGGUCACAAUUGGCGAUGGAAUCAUUAUUAGCUAAGGCGAUAUCGAAAUCGUCAGCUAUACAACGGACCGGUCGAGCCGGACGUGAAGGCCCAGGCAAAUGCUUCAGGCUUUAUACUUCGGAAACGUACGAUUCCCUCAAGGACGCAGAUUUACCUGAAAUUCUGCGCAAUGAUAUCUUAGGCGCCGUUUUAACGAUGAAAGCGCGCGGCAUCAAUGAUAUUCUCUCAUUCCCGCUAAUGGACUUUCCCGAUAUCGAGUCAGUGGAAAAAGCAUUAAUACAUCUCCAUUUCCUAGGUGCACUAGCAGAUGAUGGCAGUAUAACAAAAAUCGGGAGAAAGCUAGCUCUUUUCCCGGUUUCCGCUCCAUACGGGAGAGUACUUCUUGCAGCAAGUGAACCCCAAUAUGGCUGCCUCCUUGAAGUCAUUGACAUCAUAGCUUGCAUUACGUCAGGAGAGAACAUAUUUCACCAGCUACAAUCAGAGGAAGUAAGGGAAGAGGUCGAAGAAUACCGCAAGGAAUUAUAUCGCAGGGAAGGAGAUAUCCUCACCUAUCUGACUACCAUGCAGCGCUACGCGGCGGAAAACGCGGAUCGAAUCGAGUGGUGUAAGAAGCGGAAGAUCAAUAUCCGGAAUAUGAAACAGGCUCUCAAUAUCCGAAAACAGCUUCGAGGCAUAUGCGUGAAGGAAAAGAUGUUCACGGAUACACCACCGCCGGAUCCUCAACCGUUCGUUCCGAUGUCUCCCGAGAGGGCAACCUUGCUCCUGAAAUGCUUCAUGAAGGGGUUCGGGACAAAAUGCGCCCUACUAGCGCCGGACUCUAGUUAUGUCACGAUACAAGGAAAACAUGUUGUAUCUAUUCACCCGUCGAGCGCGAUGCAUGGGCAGAAAAGGGAGGCGAUCAUGUUUCUGGAGCACGUGUUCACGCAGAGGAGUUAUGCUAAGAGGGUCAGCGCUAUACAAGCAGAUUGGAUUGUUGAAAUUAUGGAAGGCAGAUGAUGUCUUGCCCCUUCCCUGGAAGUCGGUGUAUAUAGAAUGAAGGACGACGUUGAUGUUUAUACCCACUGUAAGUCUACGAUAGAUCGAUGUCUAAAGAUCGCAUUGUGUUCGCUUGCUUGUUAGUAUGGAGCAAUCCGGCGUACCAUCGUUUUUCGACGCGAUGUAUCUUUGCUGAGCUAUUUUUACCGAAACGGUAUCUUCUAAUAAGUUCUAAGAACUUAAGUUGUGAAAGAGAAGAACGUAAAUAGAGGUUAGACUCAUGGGAUUAUAUGUAAGGCUACUGAUUGAGAUAUAGCGCUUCAUUCGCUAUAGGCUGGUAUUCUGUGUACCCCGACGGCUUUCUGAGCAGCCUGGCGAGUUGGUGUUAAGUAGUUAUAGAUACCUACCUAAGUUUAGAAAC
This is a messenger RNA of Annulohypoxylon maeteangense, 2703 nucleotides long. RefSeq names its product P-loop containing nucleoside triphosphate hydrolase protein. The record is from RefSeq and is a predicted model, not a curated record. NCBI's taxonomy places the organism in Eukaryota, Fungi, Ascomycota, Sordariomycetes, Xylariales, Hypoxylaceae. The coding region runs from base 33 to 2303 and encodes 756 amino acids. Gene Ontology annotation, cellular component: intracellular anatomical structure; catalytic step 2 spliceosome. Gene Ontology annotation, molecular function: ATP binding; RNA binding. The transcript has a single exon.